AUGGUCGGAGUGCCUGACAGUGACUUGAUAUCUUGGCAAGUUCGUCGCAGUGAGCGUGCGCCUAAGAACACUGCCUCGACCUCACAAGGCGUGCCCCGACCAAAACGGCCCCGUGUGGACAAAGGGCCCAUUUCGGCAGAACAGUUGCGUGUACAACUCGAGGCACACAAAGCCCUCAUGAGUGGGGCCACGACUACAUCGGCUCCGCCACAGCUCACACCUUCUACAGCGGCAAAUGCAUCAUCGCUGCCACCACCACCAUCACUACCGCCAACGAUGCCUCAGGUCGUACGGCCGCCAGCAGUUCCGCCAGCUCCUCCUGUCCCACCUGUACGUCCCACAGUGCCGAAUCCGCCACCUGCGCCUCCUGCUGCUGUGCCUGAGCUUGAUUGCUCCGUAUCUAUCACCUGCCUCUUCAGCUCCGUCACAGCCGGCGGAGUUGAUGCACAACGAAUCAGCUGUGGCGUCGCAGCCAUCUGA
Molecule: messenger RNA, 480 nt
Organism: Malassezia globosa CBS 7966
Lineage: Eukaryota; Fungi; Basidiomycota; Malasseziomycetes; Malasseziales; Malasseziaceae
Exons: 1
Coding region: 1-480 (159 amino acids)
Source: RefSeq, a predicted model, not a curated record